AGAAAUGUCGAUUUGCAAGGAUGACCAUAGCAGUAUUUACUCGAGGCGAUAAAAUAUGUAGAAAAAAAUUUGAUUACUUACUUAAAUUAAUCAGAAACAAAUGCAGUCAGUGCCGAUCAGAAUCCAGGCCGGCGCCCACCCGCGUGCGUUGCUACUAAAAGUAAGUAAGCCGUCCGUGCAAUGUGCAUGGAUGAUGGAAGCCACUGAUCACUUGAUCAGUGAUCACCAUCUACUGUACAUUUUACAAAACAUGCCUCCCGCAACACGACGAUCCCGUUACAUUAGCCCUGUCCCUGUUCACACUCCCGAAGUCUCCCUUCGUGCUAGUGUCGAUCAGGCCUCCAUACACGCGGACUAUCCGGUUAACAGUGAAGAAUCCACAUCGGACUCCGAAUAUGCCUCCUUUCAUGACCGAGAAGUUAUCUCCCAUCCGGGCGAGAACGGCAUAGAUGGCUACGUCAAAAGUGAAGACUCCACGCUGGAUGACGAAGCCAACGAUCUGUCCCUUUUGGACGAGAAUGAAUCCCCAUCCAAUGAAAGAAGCGAUUUCUACACCAUCAGGCAAUCUGGUCCUCCUGUUCUGGCCAAUCCCUUAGUUCCUGUGGUCACAGAAGGAGCCCAGCUAAAAAAUGAACCCCGCAAAGACGGCAAACUGCAGACCAGUUCCCGUGCAUCCACGCCGGACUCCGACUCGGGCUUCUUGAAAGACAAGAAGUACGCCGCCCAUAUCUCGCGGAAGGCGUCCGCCGCAGUCGCUGCUGCCAUCUUCCCCAACCGCUAUCCAUCCUUGCCGGCGCCCAGCACACCGAAAACGGAGCCCAUUGUGGAGGACAUAAUUACUCCAAUUCCGCCUGGUCAUGGAAAAGGUAUGGGAAAGGGUUCUGGCGCACUGGUGCCGCCGCGCUCAUCGGGCAGUCUGGCGGCACACGGAGCUGACGAUCUUGUCAGUCGGAUCAAGAACAUUCAGGAGGUUGAGUUUGGAAAAUACCGCAUAAUUCCGUGGUACUUCUCUCCGUAUCCCCAGGAACUGACGAAAGUGUCACGCUUAUUAAUCUGCGAGUUUUGCUUGAAAUUCUACGGAAGUCAGGGCGCUUUCGCCCGACAUCGCAGUAAAUGUGGAUUGUUCCAUCCACCAGGCAAUGAAAUAUACCGCAAGGAGGAUAUCUCCGUGUACGAAAUAGAUGGCCGGAAACAACGGGAUUAUGCACAGAAUUUGUGCUUGUUUGCCAAAUUGUUCUUGGAUCAUAAGACAUUGUAUUAUGACACCGACCCGUCUUUUUACGUAAUGACGGUGGCCGAUGAUCGGGGCGAUCAUAUGGUGGGAUAUUUUUCCAAGGAAAAAGAAUCUCAGGAGGACUACAAUGUUGCGUGCAUUCUCACACUGCCACAGUAUCAACGUAAGGGCUACGGACAGCUCUUAAUCGAAUUUAGUUAUGAAUUAACCAAGCGUGAAGGAAAGUUUGGGACCCCGGAAAAGCCAUUGUCGGAUCUGGGCUAUUUGACUUACAUGAAGUACUGGUCAGCAACACUAUUGCGAAUUUUAUGCGAAGAAAAAACCAAGUCCAGUGGCGCAGCAUGUCAGUAUAGCGUCAAUGAUUUGUGUGAAGUAACGGGAAUUAAGAAGGAUGAUGUUGCUUCGGCACUCUACAAUCUGGGAUUGUUAAGUUACUUUAAAGGUUCCCACAUUGUGGUACUUCAAGACAGGCACCACAAGAUGCACGAAGAAUUCCAGGCUAAAAGACGAUUAAUUAUUGAUCCACAAGCAUUAAAAUGGAACCCAAAAGACUGGUCCAGAAGGAGAUGGUAA
Paramacrobiotus metropolitanus is the source of this 1807-nucleotide messenger RNA. Its product is annotated as histone acetyltransferase KAT5-like. Gene Ontology annotation, biological process: regulation of DNA-templated transcription. Gene Ontology annotation, molecular function: histone acetyltransferase activity. The record is from RefSeq and is a predicted model, not a curated record. Lineage: Eukaryota; Metazoa; Tardigrada; Eutardigrada; Parachela; Macrobiotidae.